Molecule: messenger RNA, 5892 nt
Organism: Coregonus sp. 'balchen'
Lineage: Eukaryota; Metazoa; Chordata; Actinopteri; Salmoniformes; Salmonidae
Source: the annotation of a GenBank genome assembly
GAGAAAAAGAGAUAGGGAGGGGGGUGCUCCUGUGUGCUGUGCAGCAGCUGGUAGUCCAUUGCUAACUACAGCGUGUAUGUCACCCUCUCUAUCGCUGUGUCCUCAGCCCUGACUUCCUGUCCGAGUGCACGUCUCUUACUCUAUUUCAACAUCUGUCUCUCGCCUUCGACUUUCAACACUUUACAGAGAGGAGCCAGGUAAGACACUUCUUUUAUUCUGCUCUUAAUUAAUGGAAUGCAAGGCCGCAUCACAGGAUAUCUUGUUGUUUUAGGGUAGGGCUUUCCAACCCUGUUCUUGGAAAGCUACCAUUCUGUAGGUUUUCAUUCCAACCCUAAUCGAGCGCACCUGACCUAAUAAUUAGCUGGUUGAUACGAUGAAUCAAAUUAGUUACAACUGGGGUUGGAGCAAAAAUCUACAGGAAGGUAACUCUCCAGGAACAGGGUUGGAGAGCCCUGUUUUAGGGGAAUUGUGGUGUGUGGGUGCAUAGUACUGUAGCAGUAUUAGUAGUACAUAAUAGUACACACAAGUAGUAGUAAUAUAUGUAGUUGAGGUGACAGGGCCUUGUAAAAGCUUGCUUUGUUAAACCAAUAUGGAAGGGGUCUAUAUCAGCCACCAUGGAGCUCUUUGAUGUUAUGAAGGGCACAACUCCAAGAGGUUUUAACCUUGUGUACCACCUGUCAACAUAAACAGGUCUGUUUCUCUGGGUGUUGUUUGGUGGUUGUCAUUAGUUACUAAUUAAAUCAACAGGGACAGGAUUAUGUCCGAAGUCUUGUGUCCAGCUAACUUGUCAUUGGCAUCGGAAAAUACUAGCCUUAUGUGCGACCUUUUCUCGAGUGUGUGUGUGUCUGUGUCCGUACGUCCCUGUGUGUAUGUUUGUGUGUGCACGCGCAUGUGUGUGUCUGUUGUCAUGUGUCUGUUUCUAGAAAUCCAAUAGGAUAAGAUCAUCAGAUGGUUCACGAGGGGCUGAGAAUGUGUGGUUUCCUCUGUCUGAUAUUCAGACUGACCUUGUAUCUCUGGGGCUCUGAUAUCAUGACCAUGAGUCUCUGACAUCACUACCAUGGGUAUCUGAUACUAUGGGGAAGAGAGCAGACCUGGGUUCAAAUACUAUUCGAAAUCAUUUCAAAUACUUUAUCUGGGCUUGAUUGAACUUGCCUGGCGCAAUGGAAAAAAUAGGAUAGUCGCAAAAGUGCAAACCCCAUCCAUCUGGCACUGCAGACAGACUACACCAAACACUAAAUGUAUCUGAAAGAUUUCAAAUAGUAAUUGAACCCAGGUCUGGAAAGGAGUGGCACUCCACAUUAUAGGGAUUUGUUUUAAUUAAACUCUGUGGGGGUUAAAAGCCAUUGUCAGGGGGUGGAUCAUUGGGAAUCCUAUAACGCAAAGAGGGUAAUAAGUGAAUGAGGCUUAUUGGACAGAGUAAGCAAUUGAUAUGCUUUAGAACAGGCACUGUACAGUACCCUUCCACAUAAACAAGUUUGUGGAUAUCUGCCUAUAGGCCUACUCUAUGCAUUGCAGGGAGAGCGUGAUCACCAUGUCACUGGUUCCCCUUGUGCCAAAAUGUCUAGUAACAUACACCUCGAUGUUAGAGAGAGGGCAGCUUUCUGGGCAUGGUGCACUGGUCACAUGACAGCUGGCUAGUCACUGCAUUUGUCACAUGCUGAAGGCUAUGUGACUUCUAUUCCAUGGCUCACUCUUCCAAGCUAAACAGUGUGGGAAUUAUGGGAAACGGGGUAGGGUUGUAAGAAAUGAGUGGCUACUUACGUGACUUUGGGCUGUUGAGAAUUUGUUUUGCCUGUAAUGACAGUGACAUGAGUUCCAGCUGUGUGGGGGCUGGUGCCAGCAGUGAUGAUUAGCAUAAAAUGACUAAACUAUUACAUAAGUGUGCUUCUUGUUGGGUGCACUGCAACACUAGGUCCAAUUUCUAGAUAUUCUAGGUAUUUAAAACGAUUCCCCGUCCCAAACAGCUUGCACUCAGCUUUAGCCGACGGAUAUUUAAUCCACGGUUUCUGCUGAUGUGCCUCUCAGAGACAGUCCAUCUCAAAUCAAAUCAAAUCAAAUUUUAUUGGCCACAUGCGCCGAAUACAACAGGUGCAGACAUUACAGUGAAAUGCUUACUUACAGCCCUUAACCAACAGUGCAUUUAUUUUUAACAAAAAAAUAAAAAUAAAACAACAACAAAAAAAGUGUUGAGAAAAAAAGAGCAGAAGUAAAAUAAAAUAACAGUAGGGAGGCUAUAUAUACAGGUGGGUACCGGUGCAGAGUCAAUGUGCGGGGGUACCGGCUAGUUGAGGUAGUUGAAGUAAUAUGUACAUGUGGGCAGAGUUAAAGUGACUAUGCAUAAAUAAUUAACAGAGUAGCAGCAGCGUAAAAGGAUGGGGUGGGGGGGCAGUGCAAAUAGUCCGGGUAGCCAUGAUUAGCUGUUCAGGAGUCUUAUGGCUUGGGGGUAGAAGCUGUUGAGAAGUCUUUUGAACCUAGACUUGGCACUCUGGUACCGCUUGCCGUGCGGUAGCAGAGAGAACAGUCUAUGACUAGGGUGGCUGGAGUCUUUGACAAUUUUGAGGGCUUUCCUCUGACACCGCCUGGUAUAGAGGUCCUGGAUGGCAGGAAGCUUGGCCCCAGUGAUGUACUGGGCCGUACGCACUACCCUCUGUAGUGCCUUGCGGUCGGAGGCCAAGCAGUUGCCAUACCAGGCGGUGAUGCAACCAGUCAGGAUGCUCUCGAUGGUGCAGCUGUAUAAUUUUUUGAGGAUCUGAGGACCCAUGCCAAAUCUUUUCAGUCUCCUGAGGGGGAAUAGGCUUUGUCGUGCCCUCUUCACGACUGUCUUGGUGUGUUUGGACCAUGAUAGUUUGUUGGUGAUGUGGACACCAAGGAACUUGAAGCUCUCAACCUGUUCCACUACAGCCCCGUCGAUGAGAAUGGGGGCGUGCUCAGUCCUCUUUUUUUUCCUGUAGUCCACAAUCAUCUCCUUUGUCUUGGUCACGUUGAGGGAGAGGUUGUUGUCCUGGCACCACACGGCCAGGUCUCUGACCUCCUCCCUAUAGGCUGUCUCAUCGUUGUCGGUGAUCAGGCCUACCACUGUUGUGUCGUCGGCAAACUUAAUGAUGGUGUUGGAGUCGUGCCUGGCCAUGCAGUCAUGGGUGAACAGGGAGUACAGGAGGGGACUGAGCACGCACCCCUGAGGGGCCCCCGUGUUGAGGAUCAGUGUGGCAGAUGUGUUGUUACCUACCCUUACCACUUGGGAGCGGCCUGUCAGGAAGUCCAGGAUCCAGUUGCAGAGGGAGGUGUUUAGUCCCAGGAUCCUUAGCUUAGUGAUGAGCUUUGAGGGCACUAUGGUGUUGAAUGCUGAGCUGUAGUCAAUGAAUAGCAUUCUCACGUAGGUGUUCCUCUUGUCCAGGUGGGAAAGGACAAACACUCAGGACAAACACACAAUGCGUUCUAUGACUGUGCAGAGGAACACAAGUAGAAUGGUGCAAGUGGAUGAGCUGUUUGAUCCUUCAAUGUUGAUCAAACCAGGAAAUAUUUAUUGUACACAUGGAUAAAGGUGACAGAUAUAAAUGUCCUCUGUCACUGUGGUUCUAUGCUUUUUCAUUAUGAAAUAAACGGCUCUGACUUGAUCUCAGAGUUUUGACUCUGUGCCUGGCAUAGGACUACAUGUGAUAAAAGGCCACGUGCAUGCAUAAUGAUUAAUCAGGGUCACUCAAUGAUGGACAGAUGUAUUUCAUCUCAACAUACAAGGAAUGAACAAAUAAAUAGAGUGGAAUUUGAAUGGAAAGGAUGGACUGAAAGACAAGGGGACAAUGAGAGGAUAAAGAGUGCUGACACACAGUGCUCUGUAGGGGAAGGGUUGUACAAAUUGUCCACUCUGAAAUGGGGGGUGGGGUUGAUAAGUAUUUUCUGCAUGCAGGCCUGAGACAUGGUGCAAGGGGUGAGGGGCUGCAGGAAGCUUUUACUGUGGGAUUUCUGGCAGACGUGUGUGUUUGGGUGAAUAUUUCUCUACCUCUAACGUUUUGUUCAAGUGCAAUGCGUUGUGUCCUCUGUUUUAGUAAGUGUGUGUGAGACGUUUUCAACUUGACAACUUCCACACGUCCUGGGUUUCUAACAUCACUUCUCCUCUAUAUCCCCCCUCUCGACUACGCAUCACAUCAUGUGAAACCUCUGAAAUGGCUUCCGCUCCUGGCUGACAUGGAGAUACAUAUAUAGAGCCUAUACAUAGUCAGAUAUGUGAGAGCCAGGCUAUACAUAGAAAAAAAUGCUGCAACACGGAGCAGAGGGUGUUACUUUUUCCACACAGAACUUGAUCAGUUCACGUCACUGAAGGACAUCUUCUAAUAUAUUGGUUAAAAUUUUCCAGGGACAACAGCUAUGAGAUAUCCUAGUCCCAGAUCGGUUUGUGCUCUUGCCAACUCCAUUGCUGCCAUUUUCAAGCCAAACAAUUCCAUAAGUAGUUGGCAAGAGAGCAGAAACAGACUGGCACCCAGGCUAGCUAUGAGAUUCUGUGUCAUAAAAACACACAAUCAAUCUAACAACUAUGAAGUAGUUAUAAGGGAUUUAUAUUCAACUCAAUAUAGUUGAUUUAUUUAUUGUUGAUUUUAGGAAUUUACUUUAUUUGUUGAACCAUAUUAUCCUAUAUGUUUUCAUGUUAAUAGUUGGUUGUCUGUUGUUUCUCUCCAGUGGCCAGUCUUCAGUCUGGAGGGCAAGGUCCCAGCAGUGUCCAGAGGGGAGGACAGUGGUGAGGUCAGUUCCCUGUCUGGAGAGCAGAUGCCUGAUUGGCUGGGCCCCGCCACGCUGCAGCUGAGCCAGGGAGACAGUGGUGGGUCUGGCCCCUGGCAGACAGAGAGCAGUCUGGCAGAGUCCUGGUCCACAGUGGGAGACAUGAUGGACCCCGAGGACACGAAGAGCGUUGACAGCUGUGACGGAGUGGUCCACCUAGCUGAGGAGCGCAGCGAGAACCACUCCUCUAUCUCUGACAUGGUCCACCUAGAGCGGGAGGAAGAGGAGGAGAUGCUGGUGGAAGAGGAGGAGGACGGGAGCCUGGGGGAAGAGGAGGAGCUACAAGCUAGUGCGAUGAGUGUGCUGGGGAGAGAAGGAGAGCUGGCUGAGGAGCUGGGCACCCAGGAAUUAAUACCUUCAUCUGAGGUGUCAGCUGACCACCAAGAGACUAUGGAUUUAAUUAUGUCUGUGGCUGAGGAGCUAUUUGUCCAGGAGGAGCCUGCUGAAGUAUCCCACGCCACCACCGCCUCUAUGCCCAUGCCAGUUUGGAAGCUAGAGCCUCCCUCUGCCUCCUCUACUCCUGUCCCCUCAAUACCUACACUAGCUGAGUUACAUUCAGAGCUCCAAUACUCUAUGCAGGAGCAGCUCCACCCUCCCCCGGUCCUAGGACCAGGAGCACCACAGCCACCAGACGAGAGCCAAACUAACAGCCAGCCAGAGUCGUCGGUCUCGCUCCCCGCUGCCCAGGAGACACAGGAAAUCCCACCAGUGACGCAGGAGGUUCCGCCAGAGAAGACAGAGGCUGAGCCUGUUACAUCGCUCCCUGCCACUGAGCUACCUGUGCUGCUGUGUGGGGGCGCUGCUAUGGUGGCUAUUGUGGGAGUGUUGGCUUAUGGGGCUGUGGCCUACUGCAGAAAGUAGCAAACCCCUAUCCUGUCCCAGCAGCCACAUAACCCAGGUCUUUUCAAAUCUACUCUAAACUAUUCCACCAAGUACAUACUGGAUUUUACACAAUGCGUUUCUUUGCAUCUAUGUAGUAUUAUGAAGGUUGGUUGCAUUUUAUAUCUAUUUCCUGUGCUACCUCAGUUCACGUAAGAGCUCAGGAGAUUUGGAAGAGCAAGAAUUUUUGUUUCUCUGUAUAUUCACAGGAAAUUACACUUUUAAAGUAUUUUAAAAAUCAGA